AUGGUGGACUGCAGGAACAUCAUCAUGUCCGUCCUCGUGCUUCUCUCUUCUUGGCUUCUCUUCGUCGGCCGUCAUCAUCCUAGACUACUACUGGGGCGGGCGCAGAGGCUGACCGCACGUGCUGCAGCUUCGAGCGUCCUGCAGGUCGGGGCGCUGCUCGACCUCGGGUCAACCGGCGGGAGGGAGUCACGGGCGUCCAUCUCGCUCGCGCUCGGCGACUUCUACUCCUCGCGGCCGCCGGACGGCUCCAACACCACCGUGGCGCUGCACGUCGCCGACUGCAAGGACGACGAGAUCACCGCUGCUUCGGCUGCGAUGACCGCGCGAUGCAGACAUUGA
Miscanthus lutarioriparius is the source of this 339-nucleotide messenger RNA. Lineage: Eukaryota; Viridiplantae; Streptophyta; Magnoliopsida; Poales; Poaceae. The record is from the annotation of a GenBank genome assembly.